Messenger RNA from Solanum tuberosum (potato), 669 nucleotides. RefSeq lists its product as uncharacterized. Bases 1 to 669 code for a protein of 222 amino acids. NCBI's taxonomy places the organism in Eukaryota, Viridiplantae, Streptophyta, Magnoliopsida, Solanales, Solanaceae. The transcript has a single exon. The record is from RefSeq and is a predicted model, not a curated record.
AUGACAUCAGAUAGUACUUUCAUACAAGCAGCGAUUCCACGCUUUGAUGGUCAUUAUGACCAUUGGAGCAUGCUAAUGGAGAAUUUCUUACGGUCAAAGGAAUAUUGGCCAAUUGUCGAGGACGGGAUCAACACUCCAGCGGAAGGCGAAACUUUGAUGAAUGCUCAAAAGGCAGAAUUGGAAGCAAAAAAGUUGAAAGAUCUGAAAGCGAAGAACUAUCUCUUUCAGGCUAUCGAUCGUCCCAUCCGAGAAACUAUUCUUUGCAAAGAAACUUCUAAGGAUAUUUGGGAGUCUAUGAAGAAAAAAUAUCAAGGCACUACCAGAGUGAAGCGUGCACAUCUUCAAGCCUUGAGAAGGGAUUUUGAGACCUUACAGAUGAAGGAAGGAGAGUCUGUAAUGAGUUAUUGUGCUAGAACAAUGGAGAUCAGCAACAAAAUGCGAUUCCAUGGAGAGAAGAUGAAUGAUGUCAUAAUUGUUGAGAAGAUACUACGCUCUUUGACGCCGAAGUAUGAUUAUGUCGUUUGCUCCAUUGAAGAGUCAAAAGAUAUAGAUGAGUUAUCGCUUGACGAAUUGCAAAGUUCCAUACUAGUGCAUGAACAGAAGAUGAAUCGCAAUUCAACUCCUGAAGAGCAGGCCCUGAAAGCUUCUACUUUUAUUCCUUCCAAUUAA